Aspergillus heteromorphus CBS 117.55 is the source of this 933-nucleotide messenger RNA. RefSeq lists its product as uncharacterized. The record is from RefSeq and is a predicted model, not a curated record. The transcript is spliced from 4 exons. Bases 405 to 818 code for a protein of 137 amino acids. NCBI's taxonomy places the organism in Eukaryota, Fungi, Ascomycota, Eurotiomycetes, Eurotiales, Aspergillaceae.
CAGUAACUGCGGGUAAUGUUAGCCUUUUGGCUCAGUGGCAACAACUCCCCUAGUUUCUGGCAGCAGGCCUGCCUCCCCAGAUUCUGUCAUUGAUGCAGAGGAACUAACAAGAGGUGAGCAGGUCAGGGAAGAGGGAACUAGGAAAAGAUGGAAGACUCUCAUUCACUUCCACACUUGCAUCGCUCUUGUGCAGUCAAACAACAACACACCCCGUCCCUCACGGAUUCACUCCAGCGGCUUCUCACGCAUCUCUCUCGCCCCACCCACUAUUUCCUGUUUCCUCCGUCGUUCUUCUCUUGCCCAAAUCGUAGUUCUUACUCGAGCUUCCUUCUCCUCCCCUGCGAUUCCCGAUAGUACCCCCACCCCACACAUACUACCAUAAAUCUACCACCAGAAAAACCAUCAUGCCAAUCCAGUGGACUGCAGACGCUGAUGCCAAACUCUUCCUGGGGGUCCUCAUCCAGAUGCGGGGCCGCGUCAAGCUGGACUAUGAGGAUCUCGCCGCCCACAUGGGCUCCGACUGUACCGCCUGUGCUGUAGAGCAGCGAAUCGUGAAGCUUAAGAAACAGGUGGCUGGCAAGGCCGGUUCUCCGAGCAACGCGUCCACCCCAGCGACCACUCCGAAGAAAAGAGCUGCCGGCCAGUCUACCAAGACUCCCACCAAGAAGGCAAAGCUGGACCAUGCGGAAACCUCGGUAUCGCCUCAGAAGGGCAACGUGCGUGUCUCGGGCGGAAGCGCGCCGGUGGGUAAGAGCGAAGUCAAGGCGGAGACCAAGGCUGAGAUGGCGGACGGGAUCAAGCAGGAGGAAAUCGAGUGACAGGAUGUCGGGGCUGGUUCACAUCUACAUCGUGAAUGGAUAGAUAAUAUCUCGAACUUGGGAGCGGCUGGGAACACGCAUGGACUUGAAGUUUGUAGGUGGCGCGUGAUAUUAC